AUGGACGUGUUGCUGCUCGCUAUCGUAUCUAGCGUCGUCUGGUGUGUCGGAGUCGGGAACUCGGAUGGUAACGAGUCCGUAGUAGCUGUCUGUGUUAUCAGUGGAAAAGAUAUAAUUGGGGUGCCAGUAGUGGUAGCGUCUGCAAAAGAGCUUGAAGUCGAAAGCUCUAUCGUCGUAGACGAAGGCUCCACUGAUGAGCGGCUUGGGGAGACAGCCGAGGAGGAAGACUCGACUGUUGACGAUGCAAGAGUAGUUGUCUCUGUCGACAGAUCAGUGGCAGUGGACGUUGUAGAUGACGUGGUUGCCGGAAGCUCUGGUUCUAAGGAGGUGGUGGUUAUAGUUGAGAAUCCCUCUGUGGAGGUCUCUGUGGAGGUUCCCGUUGAACUUUCGGUUGAAGUUUCCGUGGAGGUUUCCAUCGAUGUUGACGUCGCAGAUGUCGGGGCCGGAUAA
Colletotrichum gloeosporioides is the source of this 450-nucleotide messenger RNA. RefSeq lists its product as uncharacterized. The record is from RefSeq and is a predicted model, not a curated record. The transcript has a single exon. The coding region runs from base 1 to 450 and encodes 149 amino acids. NCBI's taxonomy places the organism in Eukaryota, Fungi, Ascomycota, Sordariomycetes, Glomerellales, Glomerellaceae.